UCCGCAACCUUCCACCGGAUGCGUCAGUCGCACGUUGGCCGAUGACGGACGCGCACGGGGUGAAAGUUAACAUAUGUCCGACGGGGGCACGCUAUUUCAGAGAAGGGUUGUUCAGGAAUCGGUGCCGAUGAGACCGUACGGCUAUCGAUGAAAGAAGCAAAUGCCGCGGUGGUAUAAUGGCACUCAGAAAGCCAAUGAAGUACGACGACUCGUAAAAUCACGAAGAUGGAAUUGCGCAACGGCACUCGGAAGAUCUUAACUAUCGUGUGUGCGUUAGCGCACUUAUCUAUGCUCUUUUGUAUUUAUGUUGAUUAUUUGCGUAUGGCCUACACAACGCAGAAAAACAUUCGGCAGAAAACACGGAUCUACAUGAACGCGAAAAACAUUAUGUAUGAAAAUCUCGAUCAGACAAAGAUCGAGGGAAUAUUUCCGGACAGCCGGACAGAUUUGAACUCGAAGCAAUUGCAAACCACAUCACUUCGAAAUUUGAGCGAUACGCUUAAAAAAAGCUUAUUAAAAUAUCAGACGUUUAAACAAGAAAGUCUGAUGCCGAGUCGGCAACUGCCGACCGCUCUCAUAAUUGGCGUGAAGAAAGGUGGAACAAGAGCGCUCUUGGAAUUUCUAAGGUUGCAUCCGGCAAUUCGUGCCGCCGGCUCAGAGGUUCAUUUUUUUGAUCAUCAUUAUAUGAAGGGUUUUCGUUGGUACAGACGCAGAAUGCCACCAACUCUAGACGGACAGAUCACCAUGGAGAAGACACCGUCGUACUUCGUGACGCGAGAGGUACCAAGGAGAGUGAAGCACAUGAAUCCGGGAAUGAAGCUGAUAGUAGUGGUAAGAGAUCCCGUGACCCGCGCGAUUUCCGAUUAUACACAGGUAAAGAGUAAACGGCGCAAAAUGCCGCGUUUCGAGGAUCUGGCCUUUGUCAACAGAUCGAAAAUCGUGAACACGUCGUGGGUGCCACUUAAAAUCGGGGUCUACGUACGACAUCUUGAGAGAUGGCUACAGCAUUUCUCAUUGUCACAAUUUCUGUUUGUAUCGGGCGAGCGUUUAAUCGCCGACCCGGUGAUGGAGAUCACUCGAGUACAGGAUUUUCUGGGCCUGAAGCGGGUGAUAUGUGAGAAACACUUUUAUUUCAAUGCUACCAAAGGUUUCCCCUGUUUGCUCAAGUCGGAAGAUCGUGCGACGCCGCACUGUCUCGGAAAAAAUAAGGGCCGAAGUCAUCCUUAUAUCGAACCCACAGCUGUUCAACGUCUGCGAGAUUUCUAUCGGCCGUUCAAUCAGCGCUUCUACCAGUUGGCAGGUAUGGAUUUCGGCUGGAAUUAAAAUUUAUACAUAUACUGUAUACAUAUCGCAAACAGAAAAACGGAACAGAGUCAAUUUUCAUCUUACAUCAUGUAUUUGCUAUAUUUGUAUAAGCCGAUCUCUAUGAAUAGAGAAAUACAUAUAAUAUAAAUAGAUAAUAUAUAAGAACGAGCCAUUAGUCAAUAGAAUUUGCAUAAAAUUUUCAAAAAUAUACGUUCAGUGUUGUAACUUUUUGUUUCUCUCGGAAAUUUUACUUUUGAAAAGAACUUCUUUAAUCUUAAAGGAAAAGUCCCGAAGUCCUGAAGAAAUUAUAUUUUUUUAUAUUUAAUUAUUUAAA
Molecule: messenger RNA, 1639 nt
Organism: Pseudomyrmex gracilis
Lineage: Eukaryota; Metazoa; Arthropoda; Insecta; Hymenoptera; Formicidae
Gene: Hs3st-B
Product: heparan sulfate glucosamine 3-O-sulfotransferase 6
Exons: 4
Coding region: 226-1323 (365 amino acids)
Molecular function (GO): [heparan sulfate]-glucosamine 3-sulfotransferase activity
Source: RefSeq, a predicted model, not a curated record